UCUCUUUUCCGGCUCCAGGAGGCCUAGUGGGGGGAGGGAAACUAUCGAUGCUUUGCGGGGUAGUGGGGGUGGAAGAAGAAUUGGGUGCACCUUGAAAUGGCUCGGAUGCUGGACGAGCAGAGAGGGAGCACGCCCUUGGUGGCGGAAGGGAAGUUGGAUGCCGAGGUUAAGCUCAUUCUGUACCACUGGACGCACUCCUUCAGCUCCCAAAAGGUGCGCUUGGUAAUUGCUGAAAAGGCAUUGAAGUGCGAGGAACAUGAUGUAAGUCUGCCCCUCAGUGAGCACAAUGAGCCUUGGUUUAUGCGUUUGAACUCAACUGGAGAAGUGCCUGUCCUUAUCCACGGGGAAAACAUUAUUUGUGAGGCUACUCAGAUCAUUGAUUAUCUUGAACAGACUUUCCUGGAUGAAAAAACACCCAGGUUAAUGCCUGAUAAAGGAAGCAUGUAUUAUCCACGGGUACAACACUACCGAGAACUGCUCGACUCCUUGCCAAUGGAUGCUUAUACACAUGGCUGCAUUUUACAUCCUGAGCUAACUGUGGACUCCAUGAUUCCAGCUUAUGCAACAACAAGGAUUCGCAGCCAAAUUGGUAACACAGAAUCUGAACUGAAGAAACUUGCUGAAGAAAACCCAGAUUUACAAGAGGCAUACAUUGCAAAACAGAAGCGACUUAAAUCAAAGCUGCUUGACCAUGACAAUGUCAAAUAUUUGAAAAAAAUUCUUGAUGAGUUGGAGAAAGUCUUGGAUCAGGUUGAAACUGAGUUGCAAAGAAGAAAUGAAGAAACCCCAGAAGAGGGCCGCCAGCCUUGGCUCUGUGGAGAGUCCUUCACCCUGGCAGAUGUCUCGCUCGCUGUCACAUUGCAUCGACUGAAGUUCCUGGGGUUUGCAAGGAGAAACUGGGGAAAUGGAAAGCGACCCAACUUGGAAACAUACUAUGAGCGUGUCUUGAAGAGAAAAACAUUUAACAAGGUUUUAGGGCAUGUCAACAAUAUAUUAAUCUCUGCAGUGCUGCCCACGGCACUCCGGGUGGCCAAGAAAAGGGCCCCAAAAGUUCUUGGUACCACCCUUGUGGUUGGUUUGCUUGCAGGAAUGGGAUAUUUUGCUUUUAUGCUGUUCAGAAAGAGACUUGGGAGCAUGAUAUUAGCACUCAGACCCAGACCAAAUUAUUUCUAGGCUUGUAGGGAUCCAGUGGUGCCAAUUCACCCUACCAUUUAACUUGACCUUGUCCACUCUGCCAGGCCCAAGGGAGAAUGACCCCAGGCAACAGUAAAAAGCUAUUUUACUUUAUUUUUUGGGUAGUUUAUGCAGGGAGAGGAGGCAAUGAAAUGUUUUUUUCAUGGGCUGGUAGUGUUGAGACUACUGAUUUUCCAGACUGAACUAAUCUACCCUUAAAAUACUCACAAGGUUAAGGUGUAUAAAUGUGAUAGGUUGAGAAUAGUCCUUGAACUCAAAAUACCAGUUCAAGUUCUGAAUUUUGCAGGGGCAGAGGUUAUUAUUACAAGCAGACAGUAAUAAUAACCUGAGAUUGCCCAUAGCUCUUUAUCUGAGAGUCUCUAGAUAUGCUGAGUGUUGAGUAGUUAGCAGAAUUUCUCCCUGGAAUUCAGAUGUCAUCUUUAUUACACAGCAUGGGUUCAGACAGCAGCAGGGCACAGCAGUGCUUAUUGCUAGCAUUGCUAGCUUCAGGCAGAAAUAAGGGAGGCAAAGGGAGAGAGAGAAAGGAUGAAUAAAGUCUACACUGUAUAGUGCAGAGCAGCAGAAUGCAACUUUCAGGAGCCUCCAGAAUUACUCAGGGCUGCCUGGCCCCUUAGUAAGCAUUACUGUGACACCCUGAACCCACUGCCCAUGCAUACUCUUAUAGUGGAGAACCUUGGAAAAUAAGACUAAGUAGUUACUAGGCAGAGUGGGCUGGAGAAAACCCCAGCCUUUAUAUUUACAUUUGACUUUAGAGUUAACUUUAAAUGCAUAUGAAUCACAUGCACUGAUUUAAUAAGAUUAACUGCAUAUAUACUUGGGUGAGAGAUGCCCACUGGAGCAUGUCUGCCUAUCAUUUACAUGAAAAUUUAAAGUGGUAUGAAAAUGGUUCCUUUCUUUUCAUGGUUCCCCAAUUUGAUGGUGCCUAUGGACUGUUAUGUCCAGUCACUGGGGACUUGGCCUCUACAGCCCCCUUUAUGCAUACAAGUAGCAUUUGGUGAGUGUCCAACUCAUCACUAGCAUGGUGUGUGGCUGGGUAGUGGACUUGGAUGAUCUUGGAGUACUAAAUAUGCUCAUUCUGCAUUUGGAAGGCUGAUGUGUUAACUCAAAAACUAUUAUCAAGGACUUGCAUCUGUUUAUGAUCAUCAACAAAGCUUUAGAAGGUUAUAGAAGAAGAGAAAGUUCUAGUCUUAGCCCUUGGCAGUUAAUUUAGGGGAGAUGAAAUAAAUGGUUAGACAGUGAUAUCCACCAGUAUCCAUUCAUAUAUGUCUAGGCAAUUUAGGGGGUGUCUCAGUCUGUGUGGAAGGGAUGAUCACAGUGCAUCCCAUGAGCAACCAGAGAGCUGCAUCAUACAGUUUGGCUCAGGAAAAUUUUUCAUGGUAACAGGAAGACACAGUUUUUUUAGAGCUGGGCAGAAAGGCCUUAGGAGCGAUGUCCAG
Phyllostomus discolor (pale spear-nosed bat) is the source of this 2630-nucleotide messenger RNA. RefSeq names its product ganglioside induced differentiation associated protein 1 (gene GDAP1). The transcript is spliced from 6 exons. Lineage: Eukaryota; Metazoa; Chordata; Mammalia; Chiroptera; Phyllostomidae. The record is from RefSeq and is a predicted model, not a curated record. Gene Ontology annotation, cellular component: mitochondrial outer membrane. The coding region runs from base 97 to 1173 and encodes 358 amino acids. Gene Ontology annotation, biological process: mitochondrial fission; mitochondrial fusion.